ACAGCUGCUGCAACUACCAGAACAGCUCACGAAACUACCACAACAGCUGCUGCAACCACCACAACAGCUCCAACCACUACCACAACGGCACCCACAACAGGUCCAGAAACCACCACAACAGCUGCUGCAACCACCACUACAGCUGCUGCAACUACCACAGCAGCUGCUGCAACCACCACAACAGCUCCAGCAACAACCACAACAGCUGCUGCAACUACCACAACAGCUCCUGCAACCACCACAACAGCUCCAACCACUACCACAACGGCACCCACAACAGGUCCAGAAACCACCACAACAGCUGCUGCAACCACCACUACAGCUGCUGCAACUACCACAGCAGCUGCUGCAACCACCACAACAGCUCCAGCAACAACCACAACAGCUGCUGCAAAUACCACAACAGCUCCUGCAACCACCACAACAGCUGCUGCAACUACCACAAUAGCUGCUGCAACCACCACAACAGCUGCUGCAACUACCAUAGCUCCCAUGACAGCACCCUCAACAGCAACUACAGCGACUACAACUACGACAACAGCAACUACAACUACUAAAACAGCCCCCACAACAGCAACUACAACUACUACAACCGCCCCCAUAACAGCAACUACAACUACCACCACAGCACCCACAACAGCAACUACAGCGACUACAACAGCCACAGCUGCUGCAACCACCACAACAUGCACACCAAUUUACAGCAGAAAAUAUGGAACAAGAUUCAUCCGAGUCAUCGUCGUUUCAUUAAGGGCCGUAACACGUUAUCGUCAAGAUAAUACGGAGGUAGAGAUUCAGGUGGAGUUUGAUCAAGACGCACCGGAGUCUUCCCCAGAUGUGGAUGAGGUCGCCCAGCAGCUAAAGGACGAAGUCAGCACCUCCAACCCACUCGCGGUGGAAUCGAAUAGCAUCACCGUUAUUAAUUCUCCACAGCUGACGGCUAAUUCUCGGUUUACCACCAAUGAGACAUUUGCCCUUACCCUGGCUGACGUGAACUCGACUUCCUACCGCAGUAGGGCGGCCCUCAUUAAAAAAGAGCUGGAGCCUUUCUUCCAGGAAGACUACUCUUCAGACUUCAUCUGUUUGACCCCUAAGUCAUUCAGGUAA
Molecule: messenger RNA, 1107 nt
Organism: Clupea harengus (Atlantic herring)
Lineage: Eukaryota; Metazoa; Chordata; Actinopteri; Clupeiformes; Clupeidae
Product: cell wall protein DAN4-like
Exons: 5
Source: RefSeq, a predicted model, not a curated record